Messenger RNA from Aspergillus ruber CBS 135680, 471 nucleotides. Its product is annotated as ribonuclease III. Gene Ontology annotation, molecular function: ribonuclease III activity. The record is from RefSeq and is a predicted model, not a curated record. The coding region runs from base 1 to 471 and encodes 156 amino acids. Gene Ontology annotation, biological process: RNA processing. Lineage: Eukaryota; Fungi; Ascomycota; Eurotiomycetes; Eurotiales; Aspergillaceae. The transcript is spliced from 2 exons.
AUGGAAGAUCGCGCCCAGCUCGAAAUAGAACUGGAAAGCCUUCUUGAUUACCACUUUAGUGACCAUAAUUUGUUAGAAGAGCUCUUACAAGCAGCUGGAUCUUCUGUUUCUGAUCCUGCGGUGCAUGGAGAUCGACAUGGUAACAAACGUCUUGCUCUCCUCGGCGACUCAGUCUUGUCAACGGUCCUUCUAGAGCAGUGGUAUGAAAGUGGCCAAAGCACCGGGAAGUCGUCAAACAACCCGGAUGGUAACCGCCUAUUAAAAACACAUGCAAGCAAUAAUGUGUUGAGCUCUAGAGCAGAAGAAUUGAAGUUGGAUAGGUACAUUAUAAAAAACCCCGUUCAUCAUGGCAGUGUUCCAGAAGGUACUCUUUCUUCUAUGGUUGAAGCGAUCCUCGGCGCUGUUUGGAUUGAUUCAAAGAGAAAUCCAGACGAAGUCUUGCAUGUCAUGAAGGAAAUGAAAUUGUACUAG